Molecule: messenger RNA, 1338 nt
Organism: Onychostoma macrolepis
Lineage: Eukaryota; Metazoa; Chordata; Actinopteri; Cypriniformes; Cyprinidae
Product: hepatic and glial cell adhesion molecule-like
Exons: 6
Coding region: 85-975 (296 amino acids)
Source: RefSeq, a predicted model, not a curated record
CAGCUUCAUUCGUUUCAAGAGUGUCAGCGAGGCCCGAUUAUUAUCAGUUUUGUUGUGAUACUGUUUUGCGAACUACUGAAGAAAAUGUUUAUUUCCAUCUGUCUGUUCUCAUGGAGUCUGGUUGGUGUGUUUGGUGUUGAUGAAGUGAAGUCAGUGUCAGUGACGGAGAGAGAUUCUGUCACUCUAAAUACCGGUCUUACUGAAAUGCAGAGAGAUGAUCUGAUAAUGUGGACAUGUGGACUCGUUCUCAUAGCUAAAAUCAACAGAAAGGACAAUAAGAGAGAGUUUUAUGAUGAGAGAUUCAGAGACAGACUGAAGCUGGAUCAGACUGGAUCUCUGAGCAUCACAAACACCAGAACCACAGACUCUGGACUUUAUAAAGUCACCAGCAGCAGAAGAGAGUCGCCGCUCAACACAUUCAAUCUUACCGUCUAUGCUCAUCUGCCUGUUCCUGUCAUCAGCAGUACCUCUUCACAAAAUCCACCACCAUCAUCAUCAUCAUCAGGAUUAUCAACGUCCAGAUGUUCACUGAUGUGUUCAGUGUUGAAUGUGAGUGAUGCGACUCUCUCCUGGUACAAAGGAAACAGUUUAUCGUCCAGCAUCAGUGUGUCUGAUCUCAGCAGAAGUCUUUCUUUAUCUCUGGAGUGUCUGGAUGAUUCCUACAGCUGUGUGCUGAACAAUCCCAUCAGCAACCAGACGAGACAUCUCAACAACACUGAGCUCUGUCAGCCAUGUUCAGAUGUGUCUCUGAUAGCACUGAUUUCUGCUGCUGCUGCUGGAUCUCUGUUGAUCAUAGCUGCAGUUGGGAUCGUCUGCAUCUGCAGGAAACACAGAAAAACAGACCAAGAAAGAGAAACAGUUGAGACUGAUGCAGAGAUCGCUUACGCUGAUCCAACACUCUACAAAAGAAAAGCACAGAAAUCGAGGCGUCAAGAGCAGGACAAUGUAGUGUACGCUGGAUUCUCAAAACACUGACCAACUCUUGAUCAAACUGUGAUUCUGUUUUGGGGUUAGUAACUUUUUACACCCCAACUACGGGGCAGGAGGUGAAAUCACAUGCUUCUAUUCAAACAUAUGCACAUUAAAAAAUUUAUAAAAGUGAUGCAUUUCUCACCAUCAUUUGAAGGGUUUUCCAAGUUUACACAUUUCAUUGAGGCAUAGUUAUAUAUAGAUUGCAUUCUUACCCAAAAAUUUGCUAAUUUUUGACUCUAGCAUGUCCCACUGUAUCACUUCAUGCAUUUUGUAGCAUUUUUGCAACAAUCACAUGGUCGCAAAAACAAAAGUGUGAACCUUAGUUCUUUCAGCUCAUAUUCCAUUCUGCUCUUAGUUUGAUCUUUG